Messenger RNA from Leptomonas pyrrhocoris, 1847 nucleotides. RefSeq lists its product as hypothetical. The coding region runs from base 639 to 1847 and encodes 402 amino acids. The transcript has a single exon. The record is from RefSeq and is a predicted model, not a curated record. NCBI's taxonomy places the organism in Eukaryota, Euglenozoa, Kinetoplastea, Trypanosomatida, Trypanosomatidae.
GAUUCAACAUAUUCAAUCUCUUCUCUAUCCUUUCUUUGCGUGUGUGUGUGUGUGCUGCCCGCUUGGCACAUUGCAGACAGUUUGCCCACUGCUGUCAUCUUGUUCGUCUCUUUGUCUCUUUUGCUGUUGAACAAAUCCGCUCAGUUUGCGCUUUCUCUUUUUAAAAUUAUUAUUGAUCUUCUCGAGUUUUUCUUAACCGGUUGGUUUUCAAUAUUUCUUUAUAUAUUCGUGUACUUCGGAGCAUUACCGCAGCUAUUAUCGUUCUAUUGGGUAGCAAAGAGGUCACUGUGGUGUCGCUACGUAGUCGUUGAGGUGUGCACAGUCUUCUCGAUUGCCUAGUGGUGUUUUUUUUUCCCUCUCCUUCUGUCUUUGCCACCUGCAUGAGAAUACCAGCUGUUUGUUUCGUCUUCUGUCGCCCCUAACUUCAUUGCAAUUGCCUUUUUUUUUUUUGCGAGGAUCAGCAAACGGACUUCGUUGUCGAUUGCAGGACUCGCCGCGCCGCCUUGUACCGCUUUACUGUCCUCUCUUCCGCGCCUUCGUUUUCUCCACCUUCAGCCGCCCUUUCUCACUUUCACUCCACGUAUCAUUUUUCACCACCUGAGGGACGCUGAGGAAAACACAGAUUUGCGCACCCGCCAAUGAUCGUCGAACCUUUUGUGGCGCUGUUGGUCGCGGCGGGCAACAGCUCUGCGGCCCGUUAUCUUCCCGCCAUGAUGCGCGUGCUGGUGCCAUCCUUUGGGUGGUUUGCGAUAAAUCUGGCCAUUGCCCGUGGCCCCUUUGUCUGGUAUGGCUGCUCACUUGCCGUGCAAGGCGUCUUCGCCACUGUGUUCGUCACGACCAUCGGCUUCAAGAGCGACCUCAUCACACGCGCCUUCAUCUUCCCCUUUCUCGCCACGGCGAUGGCGGGGGGGGCGAAGGAUUUUAUUCCGCCCAUGAGUGGCUGGACGACGGCCAUCGUGACGCUGCUGCAGCUUUGGAGCGUGAUGGGUGGGCUGAUCAUGCUCGCUUGCUACCCGGGAAACAUCAUGCAAGUGAUAGAACAACAGAAAUUCCGCAACCGGCGCGUGAAGAUGGCGGCGCGCGACCUGGCAAAGAAGGACAAAAUCGUCGAGGUGCAGACGGUGCCGUCGUCAGACAAGAAGCUGAGCCUGCAGACCUUAGUGGUGAAACAGUCCUACGAGACGUCUCGGUGGGUCGUCUACUGCGGCGGCAACGCGGAAUUUCUGGAGAACACAAUUAUCGACAUCCACGUCAUCGCCGACGCGCUGAAGGCGCACGCGGUGCUCUUCAACCCGCGCGGCAUCGGCUACAGCUCUGGCUUCAUCACGAUGCUGGGGGAUGUGGUGGAGGACACCGCCUCCGUUGCCCAGUACUACGUAGAGAAGGAGAAGAUUGAUGAGAAGAACCUGGUGUUCUUUGGCCACAGUAUCGGAGGUGCGGCAGCUGCUGAAGUGGUGGCGCAGUGCCACCCACAGGCCUCCCUCGUCGUGGACCGCAGCUUCUCGGCCAUGUCAGAUGCCGCGGUUGCCUUCUCGUACCUGACGCCGAAGGUAACGAAAAAGCUGUUUCCCUUGUUUGCGGGGGACCUGCGCACGAUUGACGCGUGGAACAGCAUCAAGCACAACCGCAAGUUGAUCUUCUACUCUAAGCAGGAUGAGAUCAUAAAAUAUGACGUCAGCUCCAUUGCACGUCUGCCACAGUUUCAGAUGGACGGCGCGGACGCGGCGAAGACCGUCGAACUGCUGGGCACGCCACCAUCUUUCCACAACUGCUUGCUGAGCGCAUUUGACAAUUAUGAGGCAGUAUGUGCGCACAUGAACAAGCUGUUUGUGGAGAAGAAGGACUGA